Molecule: messenger RNA, 2625 nt
Organism: Archocentrus centrarchus (flier cichlid)
Lineage: Eukaryota; Metazoa; Chordata; Actinopteri; Cichliformes; Cichlidae
Gene: prdm8b
Product: PR domain containing 8b
Exons: 4
Coding region: 287-1990 (567 amino acids)
Biological process (GO): regulation of DNA-templated transcription; oligodendrocyte development
Cellular component (GO): nucleus
Molecular function (GO): protein binding
Source: RefSeq, a predicted model, not a curated record
CUCUCUGUCUCCGCGCAUCCGUCCGGCUCUCUCUACCCGCUCCUCACUGCCAGUGUCGGCGAGCAUCCGCAGCGGCAGCAGCAGCACUGCCACUUCCACCACACUGGGGAGGAAAUGUACUGAUACUACGGAGCAGCCCGGGAGCAUCACCAUCUCCAUCAUCACCUCCAUCACCGUCACCGCAUCCCCUCGCGUGUUUUCGGGGCUUUUUUCCGGAUUGAUUCGCAGCAUCGCUCUCAAGUCGUUUGUGGAUUAUUGUUCCCUCCUCAUCGACGGAAAGCGUGAAAUGGAGGAGUCCAGCUCUCAGAAGUUGGUGUGGGAUGGGGACGCCAAAGCGGUGCAGCAGUGUCUCACGGACAUUUUUACGAGCGUCUACACGACGUGUGACAUCCCGGAAAACGCCAUUUUCGGGCCUUGCGUGUUGAGCCACACGUCUCUGUAUGACAGCAUCGCCUUCAUAGCCCUGAAGUCCACCGACAAACGCACAGCGCCUUACAUCUUCAGGGUGGACACUUCAGCGGCCAACAGCACCUCAGAGGGCUUGAUGUGGCUGCGGCUGGUCCAGUCCGCCCGGGACAAAGAGGAGCAGAACCUGGAGGCCUACGUGAAGAACGGCCAGCUCUUCUACCGCUCGCUCCGCCGCAUCGAGAAGGACGAGGAGCUGCUGGUCUGGUACGGCAAAGAUCUCAUUGACCUGCUGCUGCUCAGUUCCAGCAGAGUGCCUGCCAAAAGCAAAGGUUCAUCCCACCACUCCUGUCCGGACUGCAGCCAGCGGUUCCAGUUUGAGUUCCCUUUCUUAGCCCAUCUCCGGUUCCGCUGCACCAAGAGACUGCAGAGCAUUGCCGCAGCCGACGAGGAGCCCAGCAAAGACAGCGGCACAGAGCGAUCAAACUCAACCCCGACCAGGACCAACCCAAAGGUGGUGCGCUCUGAAGGAUUCAGCAGUCCUCAGGACAGCAAUAAACCCUCCACAGACUUUCAUAACCUGGCCAGGGAUCUAGAGAACAAUCGGACCAGCCCGCCAAGUGACAAGGAGGCCGAAAUCUGCAGCGAGAGCUCAGGCAAGAGGAAGUUCUCGGAAAUAGAGGACAGAGAGUGCAGAGGACCCAGCCUCGGGCAGUCCAAGUCUAAAGAGGAGCUAGCAGCAUCUGUGCAGAAUUACAGAGGAGUGUAUGGUCUUGAGGAAAACCACCGGUCCUUCUCCCCACCAGGCUCCACAGAGCUGGGUGAGGCAAAGCGCAGCGCCUUUACUGAGGUUAAGACAGCCCAGAACUCCAAACAGCACAGCAGCAGCAAAAACCUGCAGAGCUCCAACUCUGAAAACAAAGAUGGAGGUCGUCCCAGCAGCAACCCUUCAGAGAAGCAUCUUAACAUCAGGUCUGUGCUGUCAGAAACCCAGCCACCCCAAAGCUCGCCCAUGGGCAGUGCAUUCACCUCCGUCGGCCAGCAGGGAGGUGGGGGCGGGGAGAGGAAGAGUGCCUUCAGUCAGCCAUCUCGCUCCUUUUCCCAGAUCUCACCGCUGGUGAUGCCACCCAAGCUGCUGGACUGCCACCCAGCGGUGGGCGACACCAUGUCCUCCAAUAGACUCUACCAGGCUGACCACCUCGCUGCCAAGCUGCAGGGUGCAGAACUGGGCACCAACUGCCCCGUGCCAGGCGGCAUGGCCAAGCAGAACCCCUUCGUCUACGCCACCGCCUUCUGGCCCAAGAACUCCGGACCUAUCCAGCUUCAGAUGCCCUCGGCUCUCACCCUGCUGCCUCCCUCGUUCACCUCCCUGUGUCUGCCCGCUCAGAACUGGUGUGCCAAGUGCAACGCCUCCUUCCGCAUGACCUCAGACCUGGUUUACCACAUGCGAUCCCACCAUAAAAAGGAGUACUCCAUGGAGCCUCUGGUCAAGCGGCGGCGCGAGGAGAAGCUCAAGUGCCCCAUAUGCAACGAGUCCUUCCGGGAACGGCAUCACUUGUCACGUCACAUGACCUCCCAUAACUGACUUUUUAAGACUAACAAGGAAGAGACUUUUGUUUAACAUGGAAGGAUUGUGAACCUGCCUGGAUUUAAGCACUCCAACUGGAACAUGAGAACACCCCUUGCACUUACUUUCACUUUGGACUCUGAUCUUUGAAUUCCUUUUCUGUCUCUUUGCUUUUGCUCCCCUGUACAAAAUAUCAUGUUUUGGAUGUAUGCAAAUGCGUUUUGACUUCAAAAAUGAAUAUAUUUAUGAAGCACUUAAAGUUUGAGAAUAAGGGAAGAUUUAAAUAUGUGUAAUUGUACAGUAAGUUGUAUUUUAUAUCAUAUAAAUGCAAAUAUAGAGAAAAAUAAAAAAUGUAGUCAUACAUCAUGGUUUACAACGCAACAAGUUUUUUCAUGUCUACAAUGAAUAUGGACACACAUUGGGGAUAUUAUGUCAGACUAUAUUUCAGAGUGCAUGUAAUAUUAAAUGAUAUUGAUUUAAGAUGCAGUCUAUUCAUUACACUGUAAAUAAUUUGUUUUAUUUGAAAUACAAAGUGUAAUAUUUUGUGUCAGUGGGGAAUAGUUUCAGUGUUUCUUCCUUUGGCGGAAAUUUACUACUUGAUAGUUUAUCUAAUCACGUUGAAUGCAUUGACAAUAAAAUAGCUUUAUUUUCAA